AGUUGAGUUUCCAAAGGCCGCCGUGUACGCGCCACCCUUGACAGCGGCCGAGCGCGCGAAAAUGAAAACGAGCUUCUAAAUUCGAACGUGUAUUUUUAAAAUAUUUACCAUAAAACAUUUGGAUAUUUUUUUUAAUUGACAAAAGGAGUGACGAAUUCAGUUUUAUUUUGAGUUUAAUAAUUUAUUUCCAAGUGAUUAAAAAUGAAGUUAGUUUUUGUUGAUAACGUACCCAGUGUGCUGCUUAUCUCAUUUAUUCUCCUAGCUAAUGCCCAAAGGUCUUCCAACAAUUUAAGAGACGUCGAUUUUCAAGAGUUGGCGAGGCAAAACAAGAUCACGAAACAGAUUCUAGAAGCGUUUAUACAAAAGAAACUGGGUCUCGCGAGGGGACCUGUGAAGCCACCGUCUGUACACGAGAUUCUUCCGAAGAACGUGAUCGGUGAGAGAAAUGUUCGGCAGCCGGCAUCAGAAGAACAUACGGAUGAACUGCAAGAGAGCCAAGAGUACCCAGAAGACGACAACUUGCAGAGUGUAGAGAGCGAACAGAUCGACUCUAUAUAUUCUGAAGGUAGAAGCAAAAAGUAUGCCGGUGGACCUCCGUUCGAACCUGAAUUGGAUAACUAUCAGUGCACCAGUUGUAAUGACGAUGAAUUGGGCGUUACACGGUGGACUAUGCCUUUAUUGAAGUCAGGGGAGAAGAGAUACUACUUAGGAAUAUUUUUUAAGGCGAACUGGUUCAAAGCGCAGCAAUACUGUCGCUUUCACGGGAUGCAUCUCGCGUCCAUCUCUUCGCAACAGGAGAACGAUAAAUUAGAACAAUACGUCAAAGAUUCAGGUUAUGGCCGCGAACACUUUUGGACUUCAGGCACCGAUUUAGCAGAAGAAGGCAACUUCUUCUGGAUGGCAAACGGAAGACCGCUGACCUUCGUCAACUGGAAUGCCGGGGAACCGAACAAUUUCCGAUACGAGAAUGGCGAAGAAGAGAACUGCUUAGAACUGUGGAACAGAGACGACAAGGGUCUCAAAUGGAACGACUCCCCUUGCUCAUUCGAAACUUAUUUCAUUUGCGAAGUCAGAUCCGAUUGAUGACUUCCGCAUAAAACCUUUAAGUUCUGAAACCAAAUUUUAAAUUCCGAAUCGCUAUUAUAACUUCAUUUUUAUUUUUAAUUUCCAAUUUCGUAUUCCAACUAAGGUUUUAUAGCACAAUGAAAAUAAUCGUGCUCGUUACCUGAUGUGCAUAAAAUUUACAAAAGAUUAAAAUUUAAGUAAAUUAUAGUUAUCUCGAAGAUACUCAAAAACAUGAUUUUUAAUACUUUGAAAAAGUAGACGAAAUUAGACCGUAUCAUUACGAUUUCAAUUUGAAAAUUCAAUAGAAAACAUUCUGAAGAGCGAAAACACAUAUGAAACAAAAACACUAAACUGUAUUAAACCCACCAAAAAAAAAUUAUUUCACACAAAAUUCGGUCAAUAUAUGAAUUUUUCCCUGAAUAAUUUUGAUCCAGUUUGAUUGAUGCCUUUCUUUAAUUUGUAAAUACCAAAAUUCAUUGAAGGACUGAAAUUCUAAAGCUAAUUUUUUAACAAUUUAUUUUCAUAUAAUGACAAAAUAUGUGUUUAUUAAUGCAUUCAUGCAUAUUUGAUGUUACUGGAAGCAAAAUUAUUAUAAUACUUGAAUUUCAAUCCUUCGAUCUCCUGACAUUUAAGGGUAUUAAUAUCUAUAUUUACUAUUCCAAAUCUUUUAUAAUGUGACGAAUAACUUUUCAAACACCAAGCGAUGUAGUUUCACGUAAAUUUUAAGAAAAAGAAAUGUAAAAAAAUCUUUUUUGUGUGUCGAAAUAUGACCCUGUGUGAAUAGUGAUUUUAAUAAUUAUCAUUGUAAAAGUGGGUAUACACUCGAGCAUUUACUUAUCACGGAACUAUAAAGAGAACGACGAAAUAGUUUACAAUAUAUUGAUAUUAAGAGCCUUGGGGGAGUAGAACAGCCGGCAAGAAACUUUAAGAAAAGCAGCCCUUACCAAGUUCCCUCAGAUUUUCAUUUUUAAACGAAACCAACAAAAUGAUUAUUUUAUAUUAUUAUAUGAAAAUGCUCUUUUGAGCUUUGAUUUUAUAGUACCAUCCAUUAUUAUUAAAUCGAAAUACUCGAGCGAAUACCCUAGUCUGUACUCACCUUAGUCUAAUAUUAACGAGAGUUUGAUUGGUCAGUACACGGUGUAGAAUUAAUAUUAUAUUUAUUAUUUGUAUAGCAUUCCAUUUGUAAAAAACAACCUUUAUUAUUAAGAAACAACGAUCACUGCCUAUGAUCCUAAGUUGAACCUCCGAACCGUAUACGGUUCAAAGGACAUGAAUGUCCAUAGUCAAACAUAGUAGGUAAAUAAAUGUAGUUACCUUAGCUAAGUGUUUAAGUAGCUGUAAGAUCGGUUAAUACAUUAUUAUGGAAAAAAAUAUGUUUCAUUUUUAACUAAAAUUGUGUUUCAUAAACAAAAAAGCUAUAUGAUUUUUGGUUCCUGAUUAAAGACCAGUGUCAAAUCCGUGGUACCUUUUUUACUGAGUGAUUACUUACAAGCUGAUUAGUUCUGAUGUUGUGAGAAAUAUACUUCCACAGAUUUAGAAUAGAAUAGAUUAAUCGUUUAUUGACAACCGAACAUUUAAAAAUAAUAUAAAUAAAAAUUAAGUAUAAAAAAUUAUAGCUCCUAAACGUAAGAACACUUCUCAGGAAUCGAACACUUAAGGAAAAUCCUUACCCAUCAAAGAAUCAAUUAAUAAUACUCAAUUAUCUUUGUUUUAUUUGAGAAUUAUAAAAAUGAGGGUAUAAUUCAAAAUAAACUGCAGGACAUAUUUCUUAUGCUAACCUGGACGUGCUGCGUGUAAUAG
Molecule: messenger RNA, 2865 nt
Organism: Diatraea saccharalis (sugarcane borer)
Lineage: Eukaryota; Metazoa; Arthropoda; Insecta; Lepidoptera; Crambidae
Source: the annotation of a GenBank genome assembly